GAUGGAUAUAAAUGUACCCGUGACUUUGGUCAUUCGUGCUCCUAACCAGAGAGUCGAGGAUCACACGGUUGAAUGUAUGUUAGGAUGGACAGUGAAGAAGUUGAAGAGGCAUUUAGAGGUCGUCUACCCUAGUAACCCUAAAGAAACACAGCAAAGGCUAAUAUACUCUGGAAAGUUGUUAGCCGAUGAAAUGACAUUGAAAGAAAUUAUCAUCCAGAAUGAAGAAAAAGUUCACCAUACAGUCCAUUUAGUUUGUUCUCCAUCCAUGGAAAAUGCUAAUGAAUCUCCUAAACCUCAUGAAAAAACUGUAAGCAGUACCAUUUCUUCCUCCUACACAUCAAGAAGCACACAUAGCUCUGAAGGACUACGCCAUCGAAUCAAUCAUAGUCAGACUAGCCAGCCAACCAACAUAACCAGCAGUUCCAACACAACACCCCCCACACAAUCACCUCCCCCAAUGAUGCCUAAUGCCAUGGGCCCAGAGCAGUACAUGAUGAUGCCUAAUGCCCCUGGUAUGGCUGUCACCCAAGAACAGUACAUGAUGAUGAUGCACAAUUACUACUACCAAAUGACUACACAGUACAUGCAAUACUAUCAGACAGGAACGUUUCAACCUGUAACCCCCCAAGUUGUUACGGAUCAGGAGAAUGAGGCCCCCAGACAAAACAAUCAGGAGGGCCCCGCUCCCAGACCAGACAACGCUAAUCAAGUGAUGAACGCACAAGGAGGCCUGGAAGAGGAUGACGAUGAGGAGUUUUUCGGUCCCAGAGACUGGCUAGAUUACGUUUACACCUUCAGUCGAUUCCUCGUCCUGAUCAGCAUUGUUUAUUUCUACUCAAACUUCACCAGAUUUCUGGCUGUUGCUGCUUUUUUCUUUUUGGUUUAUUUAUAUCAGACAGGAUGGUUUGGUGUACGUCGUAGAAAUCGGGAACAAGAGAUUGAAAUUGUAGUGGAACCACCACAACAACCUGAAAAUGUUCCCAGGGAUCCAGGGGCCGAGGAAACUCCUGCUGAGGAGGAGAGUAAUACACCACAAACAGAAAGUACUCCCACAGAUACCCCUGAACCCCCUCCCCCCGGGGCUCUGACAGUUGCUUGGAGUUUUGUGUCAACCUUUUUCAGCUCAUUAAUACCAGAACCUCCUGCUCCAGUUAAUGCUAAUUAAUGUCUCAAUGCCAAACAAUAUCAGAAAUCCAAUUACACUGUGUCAUUCAUUUGUGGUCUGUGAUCGUUUUUAUAUUUGGGCAUAAGUAUUCCCAUUUACUUUCUGAAUCUUUUAUGGACAUGCUCAUUGUGGUACUGGUAAUUUGCUUUCUUUCAUUUUCUCAAUAUUUGAUGUGAAAAGUCAGCUGAAGCCUGUAUCAGAUGUGAUUACCUGAAAUCCAGUAUAUAUACAUGCAUAUUAUUUCAAGAAGAAAUCACUUUUACAUUUAAAAUAUAUGUUUGUUUUGUUGUGACUGCCAAAUUUUGUAUUGAUUUUGUUCAAAACUGCAAUUGUUUUUAUUUUGUUUGUUACUUUUUAUGUUUCAUGUUACAAAACAGAGAAAUUAUGUGAAGUACAUGUAUACUUGUUUAAUCAGAUGAACAACUUAUUCAGUUGUAGAUGGGUGGUGGCUUCUGUGCCAUAAGUGCAAAAACUGAAAAGUAUCCUGUUAUUAUUAUAUAAAGGCUGCAUAUAAAUAUGUAACAUUAUCAUUUGUUGAUAACAUUGUACAUAGGUCGUAGGAAAGUAAUUAUAUUAACCUGUAAAUAUGCCAUUCAUGCUUUACUUGGGAUUACAGAGUAUAUAGUUAUAUUGACAUCUGUAUGUAUCAUGUAAUCUAAUUGUUAAUUCAUCAAGUCAUAAUUGUACAGACACAAACAUGUUCAUAUAGCUGUGUAAAUAGACAGGUGCUAUUUCCUCAUCAUUUUUCUCAUAGAGAGAGAUAGGGUAUAUGUGUAUGUGAGUGAGUUGAGAGAAGGGGGAUGUCAGAGAGAAUGAAUUCUAGAAGGAGUGUAUAUGGAGUUUUGAUAUUUAUAUUUGCUUUAACUUUAAGAAUAGAGACCAAAAUUUAUAUUAUUCUUGGAACUUUAGGUAAUUUCUUGUAGUGUUCAACACAUUUAUGAAAAAAAGAAAAAUCAGAUUCCUAAUUUUAGAAAAUUCCUUGUCACAGAAAAACUUAGUCUCCAUUUUGACAUAAUAUGAAUGUGUGUUUCUGUACUCCAAGCUUUAGGAGACUCGUCAUGUCUUACUGUGUGAUGAUUUGUGAAAUCCUUUGUCUUGCAAUCACUAUCAACAAUCAUUGUUGACUAUUUUACUUGUUAAGAUGGUAUAAUAACCUGGGAGCACUUUGCUUGCUUGGUGAAAAUAAAAUAUCAUGAAUCAA
Messenger RNA from Saccostrea cuccullata (small rock oyster), 2366 nucleotides. Its product is annotated as homocysteine-responsive endoplasmic reticulum-resident ubiquitin-like domain member 2 protein. Gene Ontology annotation, molecular function: protein binding. The record is from RefSeq and is a predicted model, not a curated record. The coding region runs from base 2 to 1165 and encodes 387 amino acids. Lineage: Eukaryota; Metazoa; Mollusca; Bivalvia; Ostreida; Ostreidae. The transcript has 8 exons. Gene Ontology annotation, biological process: endoplasmic reticulum unfolded protein response.